Amphibalanus amphitrite is the source of this 2411-nucleotide messenger RNA. RefSeq names its product probable chitinase 2. Gene Ontology annotation, cellular component: extracellular region. The coding region runs from base 340 to 1674 and encodes 444 amino acids. The transcript has a single exon. Gene Ontology annotation, molecular function: chitinase activity; chitin binding. The record is from RefSeq and is a predicted model, not a curated record. Gene Ontology annotation, biological process: carbohydrate metabolic process; chitin catabolic process. NCBI's taxonomy places the organism in Eukaryota, Metazoa, Arthropoda, Thecostraca, Balanomorpha, Balanidae.
GCGAGACCGCCAUUGGCGAGCACCGGUCCCGUGACUGGUGCGCCCUUCCUCAGUUCCGGCCGACAGGCCCAGUGGGUGCAGGUGACGCGGAGCGGGCCAGGUCGGUGCGUUGGAUCCAGCGGCAGGGAUCUGUGUAUCAGCCCGGGGAUCCAGGCGAGCGGUGUGGUGUGUCCUGACAGAAGAAGUCAUCUUUAGACAGACAGCCGAUCACGCCUCAUUGAGGCAAAAAAUAUAUACCCUCCUCCAGACUGCUGUCACCGCUGCCUUUAGACAGACGGCUGCUUCUGCCGCCUCUCGACAGCUGGAGGAACGCGUGUCUUGCUUCCGGAGAACAGCGUCAUGCGGGGUGCCUGUGUGUGGCGGUGGUGCGCCGCCCUGUUGACGCUGAUCAGCCUGCGUGGCUGCACCGGAGACCGAUUUGCGCCGAGCACUCUCCGGGAAUAUCUGCGCUCUGUGGUCAAGGAUACGCUGGACCAGCACUACGCCGACCUGAACUCGCGGCUCGACCGGAUCGAGGCGUCGCUCGAGCGGAUAGGGCAGACGGGAGGGAGCGGACUCCAGAUCCGCAGCGCCUCCCGUGCCCCGCACGUCGUCUGUAACGUGGCCUCGUGGGCGAGCUUCCGCAGCGGACGGGGCAAGUUCACCAUCGACAACAUCGACAUACAGGCAUGCACGCAUCUCGUCUAUCAAUAUGUCGGCAUGGAUGAAACGAGCAACGAGCUGCGCUCGCUAAAUCCCACUCUCGAUCUGGGUAGCUUCGGUAACCCGUCCGGCGGUAACUACGCCAGAUUCACUAGCUUAAAGAAGCUCAAACCGUCGCUGAAGACGAUAAUCUCCGUUGGAGGGUAUCUAGAGGGCUCUGAGAAGUUCUCAAACAUGGCGCAAGAUCCGGCUAAGCGAGCCAAGUUUGUCGCCAGUGUGAUGGAGUUUUUACAGAAGCACAAUUUCGACGGCCUGGACAUGAACUGGCAGCAUCCGACGCAGCGCGGUGGAACACCCCAGGAUCGGACCAACUUCCCAGUCCUUCUCGAGGAGCUCCGCGAGGCGUUCCGUCCUCGCAGCUGGCUGCUGAUGGCCUCCUUGUCUGCGCUCACAUCAAUCGCAGACGCCGGCUAUGACGUGCCGCGAAUCAGCUCUGCGAUCGACCUUCUACACAUGCAGGGCUUCGACUACCACGGAGUCUGGGACCGGCGGACGGGCCACAACGCGCCGCUGGACCGCGUCUCCGGCUCCGUCAACUACUACCUGCGGAUGGGCGCCGAUGCGUCCAAACUGCUGCUCGGCAUACCACUGUACGGCAGCUCCUACCUUCUCACCGACCCCACGCGCAGCGACGUCGGCGCCCCGGCGGCCGAGACCGCCUUCAAGGGACCCUACACCCAGCUGGACGGCUCCAUCGGCUACAACGAACUGUGCGAGAUGCGCGCGGAAGCCGUCGGAGCCGAGCGCUGGACGAAGAACUGGGACGAUGUUGCCAAGGUGCCGUAUUUCGUUCAGGAUACACGCUGGGUCAGUAUCGAAGACGAACGGUCUGUGACGCACAAGGCAGCGCUGGUCCAGCGUUUCCGGUUGGCGGGAGUGGCGCUGACCACACUGGAUACGGACGAUUUUAACGGCGUCUGUGGUCAGAAGAACGUACUGAUGAGCGCGAUCAUCACGGAGCUGAAGAAGUAGCCCGACGACCGUCAGAGGCUUGAUGCGAUCGUUUCAUCCCGGACCUUUAAACUGAAGGUGUUCAGAGACUGUCUGGAGUGCCGGGUGUCGUGUCACGGACAAGUAGCGUGUAUUCUACCCAGGGAAUGUGACGACGCUCAACAACGAAGUUCCCUUGUUUCCCUGUGCGUCGUUUUGAAAGCAGACAAACACGCUUGACCUCCACGCGAUUCCGCAGCGCGAGUGGAAAAUCCUGGACUGGUUCAAACAACGGUCCCAUGAACCAUUGCAACAUUCAUAUACAUCCUUGAGAACGAUAAUGCUUAGCGCGACAUGGAACUGCCAUGACCUCGUGUCUCAUCCCCUUUGCUAUCUCAUUAUCACCAUUUCGUCCUCUUUCCAGUUGCGAGUGCUUUGGUCGGUAGUGCAGGUACCUUCUGCGAUUACGGAAUAGAGCGAGACUCCGUUCUAUUAAUUAGUGGCACCUAAUAAACGCAGCUGUAUUCAACAAUUCCGUAUCCAGAUUAGGUACAUGUUUCCUGAUCAGAUGUCCCCAAUAGAAACUGAGAGUUUUGAAUUGAAGGGCUGCUGUUUUCCCUAACUUAGUUAUAUCGCCCGAGUCUACGGAUUCUGCACGCAAGGCUUAGCAUUAAAGCUUGACAAGUAUUUGUGUGACCACAGUGUUGGCCCUGAUCAUUCUACAAGUGUUCGUGUUAUUUUGUGAACUCAGAACUGUAUACGCAAAUAAACCAAAUGAU